Arachis ipaensis is the source of this 1149-nucleotide messenger RNA. The record is from RefSeq and is a predicted model, not a curated record. Lineage: Eukaryota; Viridiplantae; Streptophyta; Magnoliopsida; Fabales; Fabaceae.
AUGGAUAAACUGAUGAAGCACCAAGAGAUUACAACAAAGAAUCAGGAGGCUUCCAUGAAAAAUAUGGCGAGGCAGAUUGGACAGAUUUCUAAACAACUUGCUACUGAGAGACCUCUGAGUUCAUUACAGAGUGACACCGUUCCGAAUCCAAAAGAGGAAUGCAAAGCCAUAAAGCUGAGGAGUGGUAAGAUCUUGGUGAAAAAUGAAGAAGCAACCAAGAAGCCCAAGGAUAAUGACAAGAAGCAGGUUAAAAAAGAAGCCAAUGAUGAGGAGACUUUCAAGAAGUUGGAGAUAAAUACUCCCUUAGCUGAGGCACUAGCGCAAAUGCCCUUAUACGCCAGGUUUCUGAAGGAGCUUAUUAACAAGAAGAGAAGUUGGCAAGAGAAUGAAACUAUACUGCUCACUGAAGAAUGUAGAGCAUUAAUCCAAAAAGGACUCCCCCCUAAACUUGAAGAUCCUGGAAGCUUCCUUCUACCUUGUGCCAUUGGUAGUAUGACCAUGAACAAGGCAAUGUGUGACUUAGGGGCUAGUAUCAACCUAAUGCCUUCUUCUCUAGUGAAAAAGCUGUGCAUAGAAGAAGUGAAACCAGUACAGAUGUCUUUAGAACUGGUGGACAAGUCAGUGAUAUGCCCCAGGGGUGUGAUUGAGAACCUUCUAGUAAAAGUGGACAAAUUCAUCUUCCCAGCAGAUUUUGUGAUCUUAGAUUCAGAUGAGGAUGAGGGUGAUUCCAUUAUAUUGGGAAGACCAUUCUUGGCUACUGCUAGGGCCAUUAUAGACGUAGAGCGAAGAGAGUUAACCCUCAGAAUGCAUGAUGAAAGCAUCACCCUGAAUGUAUUUCCAGAGACACAGCUCAUUGAUGAAAAGAAAGACUGCAUGGAAACCAAGAAGGAAAACUUGCAGUGGAAGGAAGGAAUUAAUAGGACAAUCAGCAGUUACCUUCCAAAGCAAGAUAUAGAAAAUACAACAGGGGAAAAAGAGAAAGAGACUGUGCAGAACAAUGAAGAAAUUCAAGAAGACAUGGAUGUGUCAAUCAUCAAGGAGAAGAGUCCCAAAGUGAAACCUACUGAAUUAAUGUUAGAAAAUGAAUUAGAACUCAUGAGGAAGGUAUCAAUUGUGAUAGAGUACUUACUUUUGACAUUGACCCUUUAG